This is a messenger RNA of Triticum aestivum (bread wheat), 1902 nucleotides long. RefSeq lists its product as uncharacterized. Gene Ontology annotation, molecular function: S-adenosylmethionine-dependent methyltransferase activity. Lineage: Eukaryota; Viridiplantae; Streptophyta; Magnoliopsida; Poales; Poaceae. The record is from RefSeq and is a predicted model, not a curated record.
CUCCGCCUCCGCCUCCGCCUCCGGGAAGAUGCUCCCGCGCUCUGCCCUGCAUGCCAGCGCCUCCCCCGCCUCCAGCACCGGGGCGCCCGACUCCGACGAGGCCGCUGCGGAAUCUUUGGUGGAAGCGGAGCUGAGCAAACUCGCCUGCCCAAUCUGCUAUUACCCGCUCGUAAGCUCGAUAGAUCAUCAGUCAGCGCCAUCCAAAUCCGAUUCUAGCCUUGAAUGUUCUACUUGCAAGAAAUUGUACUCUAAGGAUGAUUACUGGGAUCUGACUGUGGCAGUUGGUUCUACUGAGUACUCCGAGACCAUGCCUGCUGCAACUGAGCUUUUCAGGACCCAACUGGUAUCAUUUCUUUAUGAGAGAGGAUGGCGCCAAAAUUUCAUAUGGGGUGGUUUCCCAGGCUUAGAGAAAGAGUUUGAGAUGGCUAAAGAUUAUUUGAAGCCAACAAGUGGAGGGAUUAUAAUUGAUGCAAGCUGUGGGAGUGGGUUAUUUUCAAGAUUAUUUGUUAAAAGCGAACUAUAUUGCCUUGUUGUGGCACUAGAUUUCUCAGAGAAUAUGUUGAAGCAAUGCAAGGAAUUCAUCAAGCAGGAAAACAUUUCAGAUGAGCGAUUAGCAUUGGUGAGAGCUGAUAUAUCCAGACUCCCUUUUGUGAGUGGCUCAAUUGAUGCUCUGCAUGCAGGUGCUGCAAUUCAUUGUUGGCCAUCCCCAGCUUGUGCUGUUGCAGAAAUCAGUCGAGUCCUUCGCCCUGGGGGUAUUUUUGUCGGUUCUACUUUCAUAGCAGAUGUUCUUCCACCAGUUAUCCCAUUACUGAGGAUUGGACGCCCGUACAUUGAUCAAAUCACGGGCAAUAAUACCUUCUUAUCAGAGCUGGAGCUUGAAGAUCUUUGUAGAGCAUGUGGGCUGGUUAAUUUUACAUUUGUCAGAAAUGGAUUCUAUAUAAUGUUCUCUGCUACUAAAGCAAGCUAGUUAAAUAACUACAGAGUCACCUGGAACAUUAUCGCAUAGCUCCUUGAUUAUGCAUUGUUCCUCGUGAGCCACCCUUUCUGUCAGCACUGAUAGUUUUGCUCAAGGUAGUUAUCAAUGUGCUUUGCAAGUACUUUUAGAGAUGAGAAACCGUAAAAUUUAUGUGGUAACUGUCCAAGUCCUAUGCCAUGGCCCUGGUACUUGAAAACGGCCCAUCGAGGCCCAUACACAAGAGGAGUAUCUACAUGCAUAGGGUUGGAUGGGCUGGAUGAAAACGGAGCGGCAAAGGAAGCAACACGAGAGGGAAGUGGCGGCGAACGGAAUUCCGACCAAGGAGAUAUUGGACCUUGGGGAUGAUGUAUCCCCUCCGCUGCUCCCAGUCGUCGUGCGCCCGUCCAUCUUGCCGCCGACAAUGUAGCCGUUGUCCACUCCGCCCGUGACCGACCUUGAUCCGCGACCGAUUGGGCAACGGAAACGCGGGGCAGACUACGUUGUGUGCAACUCGCCGCAACUCCAACGAGCGCGGACGAGCAGGGCAGUGCCGGCAUCCGGGCUGCCCCCCGUCCUGUUCAACGGAAUGUCCCAGCAGGAUUGGUAUAAAUUUUGUUCCAUUUUCCCUCUUUGUUCGUAAUAUUUGCUAUGACAUUGGAUCGAGAUACGGAGUAUUUGAAGAUAAUGUUGAUGGAUGCAAGCCUCUUGGAUGAGCAAACAAAGAAGUGGCUUAUGUGGAAGAAAAAGAAGACUAAUGAUCGUAAGCAGUAUGAGACGGUGAGACCGGCGAAGGUAACAACGUACGACCCGGGUAGCGGCCAUGGUAGAGCAAGAGACCUUGAUGGAGGCCACGGUAGAGCAGGCAGUCCGGUUGGUGUCUGACAAGUGAUCCAUCAUGUUGGCCAGCUGUGGUCCGAAGUAGAUUUUUUUUGUCAUGCCCAGAUUGU